AUGGCAUUGGGUUCUUGCUCCAAUUGGUGGACACUCGAGCAUCAUAAUCCAGAGAUGAGUCCCUUUCAACAAACGCAGGAAGAGAUAGCCAAGGAGCUCCUGGGCUUCUGUGACAAUCUCAACCCGACCAACACAUUUUUUGAUCCUUUCCUUGAGCCCAAUGAUUUCUUAUCCACCGAAAACUAUCACCAUCUUCUCUCAUGCUUCUCUUAUCCCUCUGAUCCUAUGGUUACAAUCUCGUCAGAAUCCUUUCCACCCAACCACUUGGAUUUCUGCUGCCAGUACCGGCAUCAGUACCCAAAACGCCAAAGGACCUAUGAUGUUGAUUUCUGUAACUCUGCUUAUAGCAUAUCCAACUCCUUCGAUGGGUAUACCCCCAACUCUUUCCCAGUACCCAAAUUCUUGCUCGAGCCUGAUCAACUGUUGCUUCCAGGCACAGAAGUUCAAGUUCCACCAGUUUCUUUGAGUGACAUUGUGGACGACAAGAAGAAAGCCAAUCGAGGGAAUAUGUCCGCACAGAGUGUCGCCGCUCGGCAGAGGAGAAGAAAGAUCACUCAGAAGACUCAAGAGCUUGGGAAGCUUAUUCCCGGUGGGAAUAAGAUGACCACAGCAGAGAUGUUUCAAGCUGCAUUCAAUUACGUGAAGUUUUUACAGGCCCAAGUUGGAAUCCUUGAGUUAAUGGGAUCAAUCCAGGAAACCAGUAAGGAUCAAUUUCAUAUAGAAAAACUCCAGGUUCUUGUGUCACCCUCAGUCCAGGAGAAGCUGUAUUUGGAGGAGAAGUGCCUGGUUCCACUAGGAUUUAUCCAAACCGUAGCAAAAGAUUACGAGAUACAAUCGAACCCUUUAAUCUCCAAAGAGCUGAAGCUGUUUGGCCAAGCGGAUCGGAGAAUUGAUGGUGAACCUAAUGCAAUCCAAUCUUGA
This is a messenger RNA of Nelumbo nucifera (sacred lotus), 921 nucleotides long. Its product is annotated as transcription factor bHLH53-like. Lineage: Eukaryota; Viridiplantae; Streptophyta; Magnoliopsida; Proteales; Nelumbonaceae. Gene Ontology annotation, molecular function: DNA-binding transcription factor activity; protein dimerization activity. The record is from RefSeq and is a predicted model, not a curated record. Gene Ontology annotation, biological process: regulation of DNA-templated transcription.